Penaeus chinensis is the source of this 1087-nucleotide messenger RNA. RefSeq lists its product as uncharacterized. The transcript is spliced from 4 exons. The record is from RefSeq and is a predicted model, not a curated record. Lineage: Eukaryota; Metazoa; Arthropoda; Malacostraca; Decapoda; Penaeidae. The coding region runs from base 95 to 616 and encodes 173 amino acids.
GUAACACUCCGUCCGUAGGAUAAAUCCGGGUCGUGUUCCGGCGAGCCCCAGUAGUCUACCGAUCGCAUCCAACGAGAGGAGAUCCGGACGAAAGAUGAAACGCGAGUGGCAGUUCAUAAUCUGGAUUGCCUUUGCUCUGGUGGCCCUGGCGAUGCCGACGUGUGUCACUUCCGCAGCCGUGGCAGGAACCUCUUCCUCUUUCUCUUCCUCCUCCUCGGGUGACAUGAUCUCCUCGUCUUCCUCUUCUUCCUCUUCGUCAAAUGCAGCGGCUCUGAGACAGAGUGUCGAUACGUCGGGCGUGAGAAACGGCGAGUGUGCGUACAUGGAUCCGCAGGGAAGGUCUGUCAAGAUCCGCUACACCGAGUAUCCUGACGGGAGGCUGGAGGCCGAGAUCCCUGGCGAAGGACCCUUACAAGACCCAGCAGGAGAACUGGCUCGCUGUAGGGAGGCUGUGAAGGAAACGCAUCGUCAGGUCCAGGAUCGAAUUCAACAAACGCAGCAAGCGUUGGACCGCAACAGAGCUUUCCUCCGUCAAGUGAUCGAUAACUUUGCCAGAAGAAUUCCUCCAUUUGUAGACGGACAGGAUGCUCUACUGGCGAGAGAGAUGUUGCCUUGAGAGCGAGAGGCUGCAUCUUGAGACUCCUCGAGGUCUUGUCUUAACUACGGAGGGAACAAUUCAUCCCAUUCUCCGAAUGCUUCAAUAACGUCACACUGACCUGGUUCUGCGUUAUAUAUAAAAGCUUGGUCAUUAUGAUAUGGAACCUUUUCAUUGUUGCGUAUUUCUUGGCAUUAUCAUUAUUAUCGAUAUUUUUUUUUUCUAGGUUCGAGUGUUCUUUAGAAAGGUAUUGAUGAUGGUUGAUAGGACUUGGGUUGAUAGAUAGGAAUUAUCUAUCGGAGCAAAUGUGAAUAAUGUUUUCGCAUGGUUCCAGGAUGACAUUAUACUACGUUACGAAUUCAGCAAACGAGUCGCCUGAAUUAACGAGAAGAGCAAAAUAUCCAUAACUAUUUAUCACUACGAAUGGACAGAUUAUAUCACUCUGGUUCCAAACGCUGACACAACGCGCUAUGAAUAAAGUCUCUAACCUAU